This is a messenger RNA of Colossoma macropomum (tambaqui), 2367 nucleotides long. Its product is annotated as beta-1,4-galactosyltransferase 3. Lineage: Eukaryota; Metazoa; Chordata; Actinopteri; Characiformes; Serrasalmidae. Gene Ontology annotation, biological process: carbohydrate metabolic process. The record is from RefSeq and is a predicted model, not a curated record. Gene Ontology annotation, molecular function: glycosyltransferase activity.
GUGAGAGAGUGAAAAGGAGAGGCAGAGUUAUCAGAAUCGGUUUGACGAUCCGAACCAGCGCUCGUGUUCAUCAAAGUGGGCGGAGCGAGUCAGUUCAGUGACUCGGCUCACUUCAAAGACUCAUUCAUAAAGAUCCGAGCAGUUAUAACUGCACAUCAUUGAGUCUCUGAACUCCGGCGCACAGAUGAGGAUUCAGAAGGAGGAAAAUUCAUCCGUUUCUUCUGAAUCACCGAACAAAUAACCUGGAAAUUAAGUGAGUGGUGUGUUUGAUCCCGGUGGAUCUCAGUGCCUGGAUACAAACAGCACAUUACCAGGACAGCAUCCUACAUAUACAAUGGUGAGCUGUGAUUGGCUGAGCUUCCAGCCAGGGCUUCCCCAGACUGUGUUACAAUGAGAUGAUGACCGUGAAUGUUGUACAUCCUCCCGAGCACAUACACACACAUCACGCCUCCCUGCCGCGCACAAAGCAGGAAGUAACAUGAACUGCCAGCGUCGGCAGAAGCAAGAAGCGAAUGUGUCCAACUCUGGUGAAGGUUUGAACCUGGAGGCCACUGACUGACUGAGAUCUGAACGAGAAAACUGAAGACAAACACAAACCACAGCUUCCCUUUUAAGGCGUCCUGCUUAUCCUCAGCCUUUUUAUCAGUUAAAACCCAUUUUAAGUGCCUUUCGCUUUUUUCCCCUUGUGUUUACGUUCAGUAUCUACCCUCAUUUCUCCACUAUUUCUUCUCCAACUGUGCCAGUUUUAAGUUUACAUUUCAAACUAUAUCACACCCUUUUUGUUGUCGGACCUCAUCUGUAACUGCAGAAUGUUCUAGAUAGUCUUAUCAUCAGAUUUCGUGUCCAACAUGUGCAUGCCUUCCUGUUGGAGAAACUCUUCAGCCUGCCAUCAUCAUCAGGGAUGAAACCUCCGUAGACUAAAAACACAGUAAAAUUUGUGUUUUUUUUUAUUUAGAUUUUUUAUUUUCACUCCAUCGUAUUCUCACUCCCGCCCUCGCCAUGCUCUCCUUUCACUCCAAAUGGCGAUAUUUGGUUAUGCUGCUGGGCGUCCAGCUCGUGGUCAUGGCUCUCCUAUCCAGGGAUGGCUACCACAAGAGGGUGACCUACUUUUUCCGGAUUUUCCGAAAAAUGGAGAUUUCCGGGUCGGCUGCUGGUCACGGGCGGAAUCACACGGGUGUGGACGUCUAUGCUAACCUGUCCUACCUGGUCAACGUCCACAGCAAGGACGACAUACCCUACUGCCCAAAAAAAUCGCCACUAAUAGGUGGACCAAUCCACGUUAGCUUCCGCUCUGGACUCACGCUUGCACAGAUCGAGCGGAAGAAUCCACUGGUGGUCCGCGGGGGGCGCUACAGGCCGCCGGACUGCGAUGCACGGCACCGCACUGCUAUAAUCAUCCCCCACAGGAGCAGAGAACACCACCUAAAGUUCCUCCUCUACUACCUGCACCCGUUUCUACAGCGGCAGCAGCUGAACUACGGCAUCUACAUCAUACAUCAGGCGGGGAACUACACGUUUAACCGCGCUAAGCUGAUGAACGUGGGUUUUCGGGAGGCCAUGCGGGAGGAGGACUGGGACUGCCUGUUCUUCCACGAUGUCGACCUGAUCCCCGAGGACGACCGGAACACCUACACCUGCGACCAAACUCCCAAACACGCCGCCAUCGCCAUGGACAAGUUCGGAUACAAGCUGCCCUACAAGAUGUAUUUUGGAGGCGUUUCGGCGCUGACCCCUCUGCAUUACCUCAAGAUGAACGGCUUCCCCAACAACUACUGGGGCUGGGGGGGCGAGGAUGACGACAUCGGGAUCCGAGUCUCUUUGGCAGGAAUGACUAUCACUCGUCCGUCUCUGAAGGUCGGCCGUUAUAAGAUGAUCAAACACAAGCACGAUCAGGGCAACGAAGUCAACCCCAAAAGGUUUAACAUGCUGGCGAAGACGAGGCAGACGUGGAAGUUGGAUGGGAUGAACUCUGUGGAGUACGAGGUGGUCUCUCGGGAGUAUCUCCCCCUGUACACAAACAUCACCGUCAACAUCGGCACCGAGGCAGGACUGCACCCCCCCACGAAGAAACCACAGAAACAACUUAAACCAGAGAAACAACAGAAAGAGCAGAAUCCACCAACGGACGACUUGGAGGACCCUGAAGAGGAGCUGACAGACUUUCAGUCCCAGCAAUGACAGACAGUGCCUGCAUCAACAACCCUCUCCAAACCCGCCCCGCCCCCCACCACUGACUACGCCCAUCUUCUCAUAUACACAUUUACACACACACAGAACUGGGGGGGUCCGGGGGGGGUCAGUCCUUCAGUGCCCUCCUUUAACCAGUUUUGAAUGCUGGUGCUAUACAUGGUCUCUCUCUCUCUCUCU